Messenger RNA from Trifolium pratense (red clover), 5113 nucleotides. RefSeq lists its product as uncharacterized. The record is from RefSeq and is a predicted model, not a curated record. NCBI's taxonomy places the organism in Eukaryota, Viridiplantae, Streptophyta, Magnoliopsida, Fabales, Fabaceae. The transcript is spliced from 16 exons. Bases 360 to 2825 code for a protein of 821 amino acids.
AAGUAAAAAAAAAGUAGAAUUUUAAAGUGUCGUAGUUCGAACUUGACGUUUUAUGACAGAUCUCUCUUUCUCGUCUGUUACCCGCCUUUACGAAGAGCAGACUUAGAAACCGUUACUAUUUAAACCCAAUUCCAAAGCACAAUGCUUCUUACUUCCAUUGUUUCCACUUCAAGCUCUCAGAACUUUCCCGUUAACUUUCAUUUCAGCGAAACGGUGAAUUUUCUUGCGUCUCUCUUCUCAUCGCAACCGCAUCAAAACCCUAACUCCGUCGAUCGUCACUCUCAUUCGGUUGCUGAAAUUGCAAAUCCCUUCCAUCUCCACAAGCUCUACAGCAUACGGAAAAUUUUCAACCUGAAGGAAUGGCAGAACAGAAGAAGGAAUCCCCGCCUAAAGAUUCCAAGAAGAAAAAUUCAGUGCUAGAUGAUGAUUUCGGGAAGGAAUUUCUUGGCUCCUGGAAAUCCAUGUCAAUGGCAGAUGAUGAUGGCAUGGAUUUUAGCUUUGACACUGUUUCUAAAAGCAAGAAAAAGACAUUCGACUUUGACAAAAUGGACAUGAAUUUCGAUCUGGAUACCGACUUUGGCAAAAUGUCAUCAUUUAAGGUGGACAUGUCAGACCUUGAUUUUACAUCCCCACCAAAAAAGUCUUCCAAGUCUACAGAUAAAAAGGGAGAAGCUUCUAGUGCAAAAGCAGGGAAACAAGAUGGGUUUAACUUCAACUUUGAUUUUAACGAGUUAGAUAGCUUCAAUCUUGAUUCAAACAUACUAAAAGUAGAUACUAGUAAUGAUGAGAGUAACCUGAGAAAGAAAGGAAUUACUGCAGAAGGAACUGAUAGUGAAGGUGCUAAGAAGCCUAAAAUCAACAAUGAUGAUGUUGAAGGUGUUCGUGCAUCUAAUGAUAACAUCACUACGAAACUUCGAGCACCAGAGAGACUGGAAACUUUGGACACCGAGACUUCAGUUGAUAACAUAGGGAAUCUAGUUUCUAGACAGAAUGUUUCUGUUUCCAAAUUUCCUUCCUCUGAGAACCUUGACAUGGCAAUUAAGAAUCAUACUUCUGAUGUAAGUAAAAUAACAAGUAUGAAAGAAAUGGAUCAAGAAAAAGACUUAUCUGAGGAGACAAAGUCAACAGAAUCGAAAUCUGAGCAGGUUAUUGACAAGUUACCUUCCCAGUCUGUGGGUCAAAGUGAUUCAGAGCAAGACACUUUCUCAGAACAACAUAUGAAGGUUUCUUUAUCUGGAACAAGAGUAAUUAAUGUUGCAGCUGAUAAACAAGAGGUUAAUGAUAAGGCAACAUUUGUAGAUACCGAUGUUGUAGACUUACAAUUAGAGCAUUCAUCCCCACCUCUUACCACUGAAUCAGAUGGCAUUGUUAGAGAAGCAAUUAUUCUAGGUAGCAGUGCUGAAGAAGUUACUAGUGACCCUCAACCAGAAAAGAGAUAUACAAGUCACAAAAAUAUUACAAAUAUUGAUGCCUUGAAGAAGAAUUCACAUGACAAUAGCAUAAGAGAAAAUAAAAGAACAGCUUUGGAGUGUCAUGUGGCUACAGCAAUCAGUAACCCCAUAGUUGAUAAAAUAACGCUGGUGAAAGAUAAAGAACUCCAAGUUAAGAAGUCAAAUAUAUUCACCAUGCCAGAGAACAAAAGAUCUUUAAAGAAUCCUUCAUCAACAGCUGGGACAAAGAGUGUUGUCUCCUUUGACUGUAAAAAAAAUGCUGACGUACACCUGAAAUCCAUAACCCAAGAAAGGAACAGCUUCAAAUCCAAUGAGACAAAAUUUGGAACCAAAAUGGUAACCGACUCACUCCCAGGCUCUAGCAAAGUAACAAGGGAUGCACUGGCAUUGCAUGAUAGGAAAGAUGAUCUUAAAAGUUGUAAUACCAGGGAGGGCAUUGUUUUUGAUGUUACACCAAGUGCAGGCAAGUUGGCUGGAAACAUGAAAUCAUUUCAUGAAGAUGUAAAUAAAAGAAAGGCCACGUUUCUAGAAACUGGCAUGUCAGCAAAAAAUGUUAAUAUUUUGAGUUCUCAAGUUAAUCCUUGCAGCUUAGCAGAGAAGAGAGCUAACAUUACUACCCAGAUAUCUGUAAAUUCCCAACCUGAACCUUCAGGAAAGGAGUCCUUUCAGAAAUCAAAGAUAACUUCCAUAGAAGGGAAUAAACUUUCUUCUUUUAAAGCUGGCAAGAUUACAUCUGCUCUUUCUAGCUUAAAGACUUCAAGGAACAUUGGAGCUAACUCAGUGUUAGCAACAUCUUUACACCAAAAAGAUGCAAACUCGUUGGGUAGUUCUGAACAAAGAAAAGAGAUACAGGCUAUUACUGCAUCCAAGAGUGCUCAUCUGACUGACGGUGGUGACAAUAAAAAGCCUUCAACCCCGUUCUUGAAGCGGAAAAGUAUCGAGGUUUCUGAAGCAGAUGUGACAUCCUUGAGGCCCCUAAAGCGCAUAUCUCAGUCUCCAAGCAGAAAUGCUGAAUCUAAAGAAUCUUCAGAAAAAGUUGAACAGGUAGCCAGAAAGCCCAACGACUUCGCCUAUUAUCAUUCAACCUCUGGACUUGAAAGUCCAUCAGAAAUUAAAGUAACAGAAGUGGAAAUACCUGAUUCUGUGCUCAUGGAAGAUAACAGUAAUGUUGAAAAAGCUGAAGCAUAUAUGAAGGAACUUGAAAAUAUUUGUAACAUGCUGAAAAAGAGGCAUGAGGAAGCAAAAGAGUUAUUAGUGCGAGCCGUUGUCAACGAUAAUAACUUGCUGAUGCUUAAUCAUCCCAUUUACGAAGAAAAAAUUCGGAAGGUUCAGAGAUUUGCUUCUCAAUUGAUGUCUAAGGAGAUUCAAACUUGAUCAGCAUUAAAUUGUCGAAUUCAAAGGUGUUGAUGGAGUUAAAUAACAUUUUAGCUACGUAACAAAAAAAAGCUUUUCAGCCGAAGCCUAGGCAAGAAUUCCUUCUAUGUUAACCUUGAAGAAAAAAAGGUUUCGCAAUUGAUUCUUCAUGUCUUUAAAGAUUCCGGUGUCAGACAUUUGAUCUCUAUAGCACAAUGAGUAACCAAAUUAAAAGAAAAAUAACACUAAAGUCAAUCCAAUUACUGGAAAGGAAAUAAGGUUCUCAUAAUUUCUCUGUUUAAACAAGUUGCUACAAUUUGUUGAUUAUGAAAUGAUUUGAUAUAGAAAUUUUCAUAACUACAAAGUCCCGAGAAACAGAGCGAGGUUCCUGUUCGGUUAUUCCUAUAUCCAUCAUAUUUCACGGUCUGAAUUAUUAGUAAGUAAACUUUUGAUACUAUUAGUGUUACAACAAUUUCAAUAACGAAUCCUUCUGUUGUCCUUGUUCCUUGCUUAUGUGUCGAAUUUCCAUCCGUUCAAAAUUAGCUUUUUCUUCUAGUUCCUUUUUUAUAAUGUCUUUGUUCCUAAGUCAUAUUAUAAACUAUAUGCUGACCUACAAGGCAUGGUUUAUUAGACAAAAAUAAUUCCAUCAGAGGAGACUUGAAAAUAUAUUUUAGUCAUUUUGUAUGCUUGAAUAGUAUUUCGUGCUAUCUUUUGUUAAGCGAGUGGAAGUUAUCUUUAUAGGAAAUGAAAAGAAAGUUUGAAAAUAGCUGCCAAAACAAAAUCAGAAAAACUAUGUAAUUUUUGUUCAGGUUUUCUUGAGAACAACUUUUAGAAGUUGUGAGUACAGAGUAAACAUGAAUUAGUUUUACAAUGUAAUCUUGGAUUAAGUUCUGACUACUGUGUUCAAGCAAGCCUAUUUUACUUUAAAGGCAAACUUAUUUUAACUUAUUUUUAUUUUAAACUUAUUUUUAACUUUUUUUUUUGUUACAUAUUUUAACUUAUUUUAAACAAGCAACCUUUGGUAAAUCUGGCGUACUUAUUAAAUACCGUAUUCCAUCUUCCUUUUUUGGUUUAAAUUCUAGAAAAAGAAAGAUGAAACACCGAGUAAAAUGGAUCCAUACUAGUUUUUUUUUGACCAAGUAUGCAUACCAGUUAUCUCUACACAAACACCACUUAAAAUGCAUAAUCUGAACGAUUAAGUGAGUAAUCAUGUAUGUUAGUUAACUCCAAAAUAAGUUUGAGAAUUGGUCAUCAUAGAUGGGACUCUUCAAAGGUCAGAAGGCAACACGACUGAGAAAUGGGAUACUCGUCUCAGUCAGACUAACCUUUUUUUAAUAUUAUUUUUUCCAUAUACGACAUAGAAACACACUCAGUAGGCAACUAUUAGCACUAGGGAGGAGAAUGAUGUGGUUGAGGAUCGAAUACAAACAAUUUUGGCUUUACAUAUAAAUCCAAGAUGUAUCUUUUUAACAUAUGUCCAAACACAGAUUCGUAUAUUUAACAUAUAUUAAGGACGAUGAAAGCUUUUAGCCUUUUGGAUAUUAGUUGGAAGUGCUCAUUAAGAUACAAAAACAAAUUGCGCGGCAUACUCAGAUAAUUGUUUUGAUGUCCUUGGACUUCCACUUGGAUUACUAUAAAAAAAAAUUAUGACUAACCAUGUUGCUUAUAUAUACGUUUCCUUCCUUGCUUUAAUAUAGCAAAGUGUCUAGCUAGCAGUCUUCGAAAUCUUAAGGUGGAAAAUUACAAUGGCAAGACUAAGUUUCUGUCUCUGUACUUUGCUCCUGUUGCUUUCAUUCUCUGUGUCCGAGACUCGGCCACUGAGGAAUCGUGAUCCAUUUUCUUUUCAUUUCCCAGCUAGCUCUGGUCAUUUCAUUGGUACUGUCAAGCACUACCUUUAUUCAGGAUCUAAAGACAGAAGCCUCGCAAAGAUAGGUAAAGUAUUGAACACAAGUGCUAAGGUCUCUUUCAGCAUUAGCUUUAGAAAGAGCAAUGCGACAAGAAACCAGUACUAUAAACCCCUUCGAGUGAGUCCAGGAGGCCCAGAUGGGCACCAUCAUUUCAAAGUAACUGCUACCGGAGGACAUGAGAGGAGAUAGAUCAAAUAGCAUGGUUUAAAAUGAAGAGUCGCUUCGUAAAAUCAUCUUAUGAUUAUUAAGACACAAGCAAAAUUAUCAACAAAAAGUCUUCGUUUAGCACUGAAGAGUGGCAUUGAUGGCACCCUUAAGGUUGAAGGAAUAUUUUGUCAGAACUUUUAAGUUUGUAAUGAAUCUUUUAAUCCCAAUAAAUAAGAGAUAUUUUGCCUUUGCUAA